Messenger RNA from Betta splendens (Siamese fighting fish), 3144 nucleotides. RefSeq names its product SPT20 homolog, SAGA complex component (gene supt20h). The coding region runs from base 211 to 2697 and encodes 828 amino acids. Gene Ontology annotation, molecular function: transcription coregulator activity. The transcript has 24 exons. Gene Ontology annotation, biological process: regulation of transcription by RNA polymerase II. Lineage: Eukaryota; Metazoa; Chordata; Actinopteri; Anabantiformes; Osphronemidae. The record is from RefSeq and is a predicted model, not a curated record. Gene Ontology annotation, cellular component: SAGA complex.
GCUGUUGUUGUCACACUGGAAGAAAAUGGCUGCUGCUCCGACUUUUUUUCAAUGAAGACACAGAUGUUUCAGUUUAAUUUCGCGUUCGUGCAUUGGAGCUACAGGAGACCGCUAUGCAAUCCAGAAGGGCGUGAAUGGUCGCUGUAGGAAGGUGACAGUGUGGGGCAGAAAGGACAGCAUCACUCGCCUUGCAGCUGGCGGUGAACCACAAUGCAACAAGUUUUGGAAUAUGCAUUGGAUCGAGCUGAGUACAUUGUUGAAAGUGCUCGACAACGACCAGCCAAAAGAAGAAUUUCAUCUGGCGGGAGGAAGAGCUUGUAUCAGAAGCUCUAUGAGCUGUAUAUAGAGGAAUGUGAGAAAGAGCCAGAGUUAAAGAAUUUGAGGAGAAAUGUGAAUCUACUGGAGAAACUGGUGUCUCAGGAGUCUGUAUCAUGUCUGGUGGUCAAUCUGCACCCUGGGAAUGAAGGCUAUUCUUUAAUGCUCAGGGGCAAAAAUGGAUCUGAUUCAGAAACAAUCCGUCUGCCAUACGAAGAAGGAGAACUGCUGGAAUAUCUAGAUGCUGAAGAGUUGCCGCCUAUUCUGGUGGAUCUGUUGGAAAAAUCACAGGUGAACAUCUUCCACUGUGGGUGUGUAAUAGUAGAGGUGAGAGACUACAGGCAAUGUGGAAGUACCAUAUAUAAUACCAACACCAAGAUGCCAACGUAUCAGAGCAGACACAUCUUGCUGCGACCCACCAUGCAGACGCUGAUCUGUGAUGUCCAUGCAAUGACCAGUGACCACAAGUGGACACAGGAUGAUAAAUUACAGCUGGAGAGUCAGUUGAUUUUGGCCACAGCUGAACCUCUGUGCCUGGACCCCUCCAUUUCUGUUACCUGCACAGCCAACCGACUGCUCUACAACAAGCAGAAAAUGAACACUCGCUCCAUGAAACGGUGUUUCAAAAGGCACUCUCGAGCUGCACUAAACAGGCAGCAGGAGCUGUCGCAUCUGCCCAUACCCCCACAGCUAAGACUGUAUGACUACUUACAGAGAAGGAAGGAGAGGAAGCCUGCUCCCGUUAUCGACCUGAAGAUCUCAAAGAUCGGAAAUUGUGUUGAUAUGUGGAAGCAAAACAACUGCCAACUGACGGUACCGAAGGAAAUUGAUGUGGAGAAAUACGCUGUGGUUGAGAAAUCCCUUCAGUUGGAGGACUCUCAGCCCACUGUGAUCUGGCCUGCAGAGGAGGUUGUAGAUGACUACACAUUUGAGUGUGAGGUCGGAGGCCAAGCACAGAGGACCAAGGUGUCUAUCUUCCAGUCAAUGGGGGAUCCGUUAGUGUAUGGAAAGAUCUACUGUGCUAAAGAACCCAAAGCAGAGGAAGACAGUGCAGAUCUGAAGCUCAUACAUCCCCCCUUCCUCAUAGGCUCGAAGAUAGAUGCAGACAGGUUUCUUACACAGUACAAAGGAGUGUAUGAGAGAGAUGUAAAGUGUCAGGUCAAAAUGUCCCAUAACUCAGGCAACAUGGGACAGGGGCCUCCCUCCCCCAGCAAAGAUGAGGGUGAUGGUAUUUCUCCACUGGUCCAGACGUCUGUGUUGGGUAAAGGGGUGAAGCACCGACCUCCUCCCAUUAAACUGCCUUUAGGAUCAGGCAGCAGCUCCUCAGGUAAUCCAUACAGUUCCCAGACCACCAGUGGACUACUCAAGUGUCCUACGCCCCCGCCAGCUAAAAGCCAAUCUCUGAACAGGAAGCACUCCGUGGAGCUGGGCCAGGUGGGCCUGCUGUCGCCUGCCUCCCUGUCCCCCAUGGGCUCCACACAGAGAUCGGGAACGCCCAAGCCAUCUACGCCCACACCCACCAACACACCCUGCUCCACGCCGCACCCCUCCGACUCCCUCGCUCCCCUCUCAGUGACGCCCACCCCUUCGGACCCUCCCAUGGUUCAGAACCAGUCUCAGUCCGCUCUCCUCACACCGUUUGCUCAGCAGCAGUUGGCUCUGAGCCAGCCGCUACCUGUUAUGACCAUUCCCCUGCCCACGAUGGGUACAUCUAUCACCACGGGAACCACCUCGUCGCAGGUCAUGGCCAACCCCGCAGGGCUCAAUUUCAUUAAUGUGGUCAGCUCAGUCUGCAGUCCUCAGACCUUAAUGAGUAGCUCCAACCCUGUGUUGGGUCCAAGCCUUAACUUGAGUGGAAUCCUGCCUCCUGGAGGGCUGAUGCCCACCAUGCAGCCUGCUGCACAGGCAGGAGGUCCUUUUGGCCUGAACAGCAGUGCUGGGCUAAGACCACUGAACCUGCUACAGAUCCCCAUCUUUAAUCCUCUGCAGCAACAGCCCCUGUCUCAGUUCUCCCCACAGCAGAGUCAGUCGGCCACAUCCAGUCCUCAACAGCAGGGGGAGACGGGCGAUCAGGGGCCAGAUCCAAAUCUAGGAAACCAGCAAACAGCAGUCAUCAACCUGGGAGGCUUCAUGUCCCCGCAGGCAGCAGUGCUGUCCCAGUUGGGCUGUGGGCUGGACGGGUCUGGGCCCCCGCUGCCUUCUCCAAGGCUUCAGCAGCAGCACCAGCCACAGAUCCAAUUGCAAUUCUUGCAGCACCAAAUGCAGCAGCAAAUGGCUAUGGGGGCAGUGGCUCCUCAGGGGGGAGCGCCGCAGCAGCAUACCGUCAGCCAACCAAGAAGUAAGAGGAAGAGGAGCACACCGCAGCCCCUCUCCAAGUCGUGACAGGCUGAAAUGACACUAAAGCCCCGUUCCGCAGAUACGCGGGGACAUGAAUGGUUCAUACUGUGCUCUAUGUCUGCCUCACUGUGGGGACUCCUUUCUGUUUGUCUUUUUCUAGCUGAUACGUUUGUUUGUAAUGGUUGUCAGAGGUUUUGGAGAACUCAAACUGUGCCCACCAUAAGGGAGGGGAUUUAGAGGAAGCAGCCCUACACUUGAGGAACCUUAGUGAUAUUUUUUGAGAUGAAUCAGAAUAUAGAUGGUUCUCGUAGGUAGCAGGGCUUCCACAAUAACAAUGUGUCUCUUCAGGAGGAUUGUUAAUGCACAGUAUUAGAGGACUCCUCGUGAACCUGCCUGAUCCAUUUGGUUGACCCCUCAUAGGAAAAAAACUGCCCUUUAAGCAUGGAUCCCAGCUGAGCUCAUUGACACCAAAUCCUCCAUAUAACCAUUACA